AUGCAAACACCAACCGAAGCAGACCAACACAGUGCCACUCAGCCGCCAACCCCAUCUCUGGAGCACUGUGGAAUAGUAGAGUGGAAGGCACCUUCUUCUUCUCGGACAAUCGACGAUGGUGGCCAGCCAUUGACCACAGAAGAGGAACUGGUUUGUCCUGGCGCUCCACGCAUACCAUUCCCAGAGUCACCUGUCCUUGCAUCUCCUUCUCCAUCCUCUUUUGGCUUCCUCAACUCGUUCACCAAUGGAGAUACGUAUAAACACCUUGCCUAUGGAGGUGAGCUUGAUAGAAGCGAGAUGGUUCAGCAACAGCGUCCCUUGUUUGGUCUCUUUGCCGAGGAGAUAUCGGAGGACUCGCAUGACACCGACGCUUCAUCUCAGCGGUCCUCAGCCGAACCUGUGCCGGACGAUUCGACGUCGGAGUGUGCAAGAGAUACGAAAGGAGCAUGUCUUGCCGAAAGGCAAUCAUCGUGA
This is a messenger RNA of Serendipita indica DSM 11827, 474 nucleotides long. Lineage: Eukaryota; Fungi; Basidiomycota; Agaricomycetes; Sebacinales; Serendipitaceae. The record is from the annotation of a GenBank genome assembly.